AAGAACCAAAGAAAAUGGCUAGCAGUAGAUUCUCCUCAUUGUCUCUUCUGAUCUUCUUGUCCUUCAUGGCCCUCACCUCCUCCUACUCUUCUCUAGAUCUGAAGGUGGCGAGGAGGCACGGAGAGGAGGCUGUCCAGAAGGCACGUGACGCGCUUGUGAGUGCCAUCGAGUGGGUCUCGGCCUCAAUCUACUUGGAGAGAGAUGGUCUGCAUGAGACCCAAAAGGGGAUGGCAUUGUCCGACUGUGCCCGGCUCUACGAGGACGGUGAGGAGACUCUCCGGCGGUUGACGGGGGAUUACGAGCUGGUCGAUGCUCACACAUGGCUGAGCGCGGCGAUGACCGCACAUUCCACGUGCGUGGAAGGGCUGCGGCAGGUGAAUGUGCCGGCGCCGGCACUGGCGAGGAAUGUGAGGGCUUUGCUCCGGAAGGCACUGGCAUGGCACGCACCGCCGGCUGACUUGAAAGAUGAUGAACAACCCAAUCAUUGGUGGAACGUCACAGCCCUUGAUGAUGCUGGACUACUAGUAUCAUGGGACUCAUCCAAGCAAAGAGCAGAUAUGGUCGUAGCUCAAGAUGGUUCAGGUAACUACAAGACCAUCAGUGAAGCAGUAGCUGCACUGCAGCAGCAGCGGAGGGAAAGCAGGGUAGUAAUCUACGUCAAAAGAGGGGUAUACAAAGAAUAUGUCGACAUUGGUAGGAAACUAAAGAAUGUAAUGUUCGUCGGAGAUGGCAUUGACAACACGGUCAUAACCGGCGACCGCAAUGUUCCUGAUGGUUACACCACUUUCAGUUCAGCCACCUUUGGUGUAACAGGUGACAACUUCUGGGCAAGGGACAUGACAUUCGAGAAUGCCGCCGGCCCGGAGAAACAUCAGGCCGUCGCCGUGAGGAUGGGCUCCGACCACUCGGUGUUCUACAGAUGCAGUUUCAAAGGCUAUCAAGACACACUUUUUGUGCUGUCACAGAGGCAAUUCUACCGCGAAUGCCAAAUUUAUGGAACGAUCGAUUUCAUCUUUGGCAAUGCCGCAGCAGUGCUUCAAAACUGCGACAUCUAUGUGAGGAAGCCAAUGUGGCACCAGUCCAACGUGAUCACAGCCCAAGGAAGAGAUGACAAGAACCAGAACACCGGCAUCUCGAUCCAUGCAUCUCGAGUGAGGCCUGCACCAGAUUUCGAACGAGUUAAGGGAUCAUUCAAGAGCUAUCUUGGAAGGCCAUGGAAGGAGUACUCGAGGACAGUAUUCUUGAAGACAGACCUUGAUGGUAUGAUAGAUCCUCAAGGGUGGACGAGGUGGCGGGGAGAUUUCGCACUUGAUACCUUAUACUAUGCAGAGUACAUGAACUCUGGGGACGGUGCUUACGCUGGGAAGAGGGUGAAGUGGCCUGGAUUUCAUGUACUGAGCGACUCCAAUGAAGCAGCUCCAUUCACUGUUGAGAACUUUAUAGAGGGGAGGUCAUGGAUUCCAGAGAGUGGUGUGCCAUUCUUGGCAGGAAUUUAAACUGAAGUACAGCUUAUGUAUCAUUAGUUGGAAGUAGGCAUCUGAAAGUGUAGUAAUUUUAGGCACCCAUGGAUGUAUAUUGUAUGGUAAUAUAUCACUUAUAUAUUGUAUUAUUUCCACAUGUAUCAUAUAGCAAUUGCUAGAAGUUAGCUGCCAA
Messenger RNA from Elaeis guineensis (African oil palm), 1653 nucleotides. RefSeq names its product pectinesterase. Lineage: Eukaryota; Viridiplantae; Streptophyta; Magnoliopsida; Arecales; Arecaceae. The record is from RefSeq and is a predicted model, not a curated record. Gene Ontology annotation, molecular function: pectinesterase activity; enzyme inhibitor activity. Gene Ontology annotation, biological process: cell wall modification.